AUGUUGUACCGCUUUGUCGGCGAGGUGGUGGUCAGCCUGAAGAAGCAGCUGGACAUGUACGUUCAUUCCACGAAGAGGCAGGAGGACACGGUGAGGCGGAGUCUGCAGGACAUGGAGAGCAGGCUGCAGAGCAUCGAGCACACAGAGUCUCGUCUGAGGACCGAGCUGCAGGCGGGAUUCGUCGCGUUUGCCAAACUUCUGAAAGCGAAAAUGAUGUCGCUCCUUAAAGACAUACAGAAAGUGUAUGAGCUGGAAUGUGAGCAGAUUCAUGGGAGGAUGGUGAAGAUGAAGCAGCUCCAGCAGAGCCAAACGUCCAUGAAGGAAACGCUCGAAAAGGCCCGAAAUCUCACCGACCUGCCAAAGCUGCUCUCACACACCGCAAAGAUUAAAACCCAGAUGAAGGAGCUUCUAGAUCAGGACUCAGACCCCCCUCUGAAAAUGCCUGAAGUGAAGCUCAUUACCAAGCUGGGUUACGAGGAAACCCUCUCUGAGCUUUGUAACCUUCAUGUUUCGUGGAUCCCUUUCGCUGUGCCACCAACCUUGGAUAAAAACACAGGAGCUCCGGCGACUCCUGCUGCCCCUCCUCCCACCUCCACCUGCAACCCCAUCUCCAGCACCGUGAUGGACAGCGCCUCUGCUUCUCAUUCGCUUAAUCUGCCGUUUACAUCCUCCUCUGCCCCCCAACAUGGACAAGACUCCACUUCUUUCACGUCUCCCUCCACCUGUCUCCACCCCGGCCCCCAAACGGAGACGGCCGGUUCCAGUGCUACACCUGUUCCUAAUGACUGUGCUGCUACACCUUCUCCAUCCUCACAGUCAAGUUCAUCUUCGUUUUGCAAAUUUUCGCCCAACCUAACCCUUUAUAACCUCCUCACUCACCAUCAGGUCGGCGCUCAGGAUUCGGUCAAUCCUCGGUCUCCGCCCUCGAGUUCCCCAUCGGGUCAGUUCAGUCACGCUCUCCCUCCAACCACCACCUCUCCUGCAACCUCCAACAGGCCCCUCCCCCCAUCCUGUAAUGCCCCAGGCGCUCCAACCAGCCGUGCCUCUCCUUCGUGCACGCCCUUAUCCAGCUCCUCCACUUCCAUUACUCCUCCUGCUCACACCUCCACCUUUCCAUUGCCCACUGACACCACCCCUCAAACUGGCAAAGCUAUGAACUGUAACCCCCCAGCUACCACCAGUGUUCUCCCUCCACCAUCAACGCCUGUGUCCGCUCAGUCGAGCGUUCCUCUGUCCUCCACGACCGCCAUGUUUCCCUCCUCCAUCACUCCAUCCAUCUCCACCCGUCCCAGUCUGUCAGCACUUGUGUCCAGUCAGCCCACUAUUCCUCCAUCCUCCACAACCUCCAUGUUUCCCCACUCCUCCUCCGAAAGCACCAUCACAGAAGUGAGUCCAGAGACUUCUGCGGGAAGCUGUGACGGACCGAGCGACACGUUACCGUCAGAGCAGCAAACCGUGGAGGAUACGAGCCCGGCUUUGCCCAGCAGCUCCUCGCUUCAGGAACUUGACCACACACUUCAUCCCCCCUCCCCUCAGGAACAGACUCAGCAGGUUCCCGUGGAGGGCUUGGUGGUUGACUCUCGCCGUGAUAACGCUAUACGAGAUACUGAGGAGGUCCAGGAAACGAAAGAAACCGAGCACGCCACUUGUGUCUCUGACGAAGCAAAACCGAACGCCCUCGAGCCAAAAGACGACGCGCCAACUCUGGUAACUCCUGACAAGGACGUCGAAGAGCCGAGCGCCGUGAUUGGACAGGAGGACUUCAGCCUGAGUCGGUGGCAGCCCAAAGUGUCCGUGCUGAGACUGCCUGUGUCCCUACCGAGAUUUGGACGGUCCCUUCCCAGUUUUCGUCUGUUACCUGGAGAGACCGAAGAUGAGAUUUACCUGGAGGAAAUGAGCGACGACUGUCAGUCCGAUGCCGAAGACGUGCCGGCUGACGAAGAGGAUUUCAUGAAGCCGGAAUCGUCUCCAGACUCUCCGAUAACCCUGGAGAUUCUUGCCUGCUCGGUUUGUGCGUCACCCGGCACUUCGAUCAUCUGCUCAGCCUGCGGUCGAGGAUACCACAGAGACUGCCACGUCCCCCCAGUUGGACUCGACUUUUGGUCAGAGUGGGCGUGUUCAUUAUGUCAGAACCUGUCAGACCCGUCAGACCCCUACAGCACCGAGAGACGUCAGCAUACCGGCCUCAGUCUGCAGAGCCUCAGGAGGUGCGAGAGUCUCGUUCUGCAUGUGAAGGUCGAAGUCUGCAGUCGGUGCUCUCAGUUUGGCGGUUUGUCUCGGCUGAAGUCGAUAUCGGACCGCCUGACCCUCCGCCGGCCUCCUCCGUAUCAAACGGCCGCGGAGCUCGUCUCUGACAUGUGGACUCUGUUUAAAGACGCCUCUCAGGACGACGAGUUGCAGAAACUGCGGGAAAGUUUCCGGAUGAAGUUGGUGGAAACUCUGAGUUCGGAGCUCCAUCCUUCACUCCUCACCGCACCGAACUCAAACCCGCAAACUGCAGCUGGACACGCAAGCAGAUCGCAGCACGGCCGAGAAGACGAGAAAUUAAAGUUGGAAAAAGAAGAAGGGUUAAUACCCGAAUCCAAACUCGAGGACUUCAGGAAGAGACUGAGAGACUUUCUGGAUCUAAAGGGAAGCCCUGGUCCAAAGAGGAAAAAGAGAAACGAUGACUGAGGAGGUUUGAAAUGACCAAGAAAACUCUGCACAGCUGCUUUUUUCUUUUUUAACCCAUGAAUGUACGAAUGACCUCAGCAAUAGUUCUUAUAUGACCGUCGCAGCUUCCUGUAGCAAGCGGUCGUCUUCAGAUGUCAUAAGUUUGUGUGAAAAGCCCAGCGAGACUGAACGUAGCGCGAUGGAAACGACGCGACUAACCGUGUGUGUGACCGGAAACGCGCUCAUCUGCUCCGCCUUCAUCGGUUUGUUUGCUCGCUGCUUUUAAAAACCAAAAUCAGAGUUUCAGUGGCUCAAAGAAAAUAACAACCUGUCCUGAUGCAGAUUUGAUUGGUGGAAGCUCGGCUCUGUGCGCUCGGUGCUGGAGCUCCUGCAGGUGUGCUGCACUCUGAUUUACAGGAAGUAUCUGAGCUUACAGCAGGCAGAUGUGACCGCGGCAGCUGUAGACAGUUAAGGCACGAGUAACUUUAAAAAGCAUUUUUCAGAAACACCACGUGCCUUAAUUUCAAACCGCCCACAGAAGCCUGGAAGCCGCUGAUGAGGAAGUCAGUGUCUGAGUGGUCGCCGCAUGUAAUCCCACAGGAGUAUUAACCCGUCGUCUCACUGACAGCGUGAAAAACCGCUAAAGGUUUCCUCUGCUGUGGACGGGACGCGUCCUCGCCAGCGCUUCUGUAUUUCUGCACUCAGUUCGCUGCAUCUGCGAGUCGUAAUCGAUGAUUUUGGUCUGAACUUUAAACAUUAUUUCUGGUAUGAAAAAGUUCAUUUUUCCGGGACUGGUCGCAUCUUAGAGGCAAUAAUUUUUCAGUAUUUCACAUUUUUCUUCAAAAAGGGAUGAAAUGACGGCGGCAUCGAUCGGUCGAGUGUCUGUGCUGUGACUUUAUAAACAUUAAACUGGUGAUUUCCUGUGAGACUUUGUGCCGGGCUCGAUUUUACCGCCUUAUGUAAAGUACGUGUGACACGUUCAUUCAGGCAUGAAGCUGUUACUUUUUUCUCGCGGUUGUAACUACAGCGGAGUCCUCGGUGGCAGCAUUGUUACCUUUAACCUUUACUACCGUCAGAUUUCAUCUCUUUGGCAGCUGAUCAGCCACAACGUGUUUUUGGUAUUUCCCCUGAAAGCUGAGGCGCCACGUCUGCAGCGAGUAGCGUGACAUGUUUACAGGUUAGUCCGAGUUUUCUCGUUUGAUAUUUCAUGUUUUACACGUACGUUGUGUUUUCUCUUACGAUUUACUUUGUUUAACAUAUAUAUAAAAUAUAACAUUAAAAUAAACGUUCUCUCCCAUAACUGA
Molecule: messenger RNA, 3956 nt
Organism: Neolamprologus brichardi
Lineage: Eukaryota; Metazoa; Chordata; Actinopteri; Cichliformes; Cichlidae
Source: RefSeq, a predicted model, not a curated record